Messenger RNA from Colletotrichum karsti, 1065 nucleotides. RefSeq names its product kelch repeat-containing protein. Gene Ontology annotation, molecular function: protein binding. Lineage: Eukaryota; Fungi; Ascomycota; Sordariomycetes; Glomerellales; Glomerellaceae. The coding region runs from base 1 to 1065 and encodes 354 amino acids. The record is from RefSeq and is a predicted model, not a curated record. The transcript has a single exon.
AUGUAUCGGCAAAUCGUGGCUUUAGCCGUAUUCUGCGCGGCGAAACUUGCGGCCACCGCUCCUACUUGCGAGCCCGGGCAAUGGGUCAAUCUAGCUUCGAUCCCUUCCCCGCGACAGGAGCAUGGUACUACCGCCAUCGGUAACACUACCAUUGCCAUUCUCGGUGGAAUCACCCCAAGCGGUAACGGCACCGAUACCACCGACCUUUUCCAGCUCUACGACAUCGCGACGGACACCUGGCGUACAGCAUCGCCGGCGCCUGUGAAGAUCAACCACCCCAACAUUGCUGCCGUCAACAACAAGGUCUAUCUGCUCGGUGGCCUCGUCGUGGGUCCCGUCGUGGAGGGCUUGACAAUGAACUGGGUCGCCACCAAGUCUUCCUAUGUCUACGAUGUUUCUGCGGACUCUUGGACCGAGGCUGCCCCAAUGCCCAACGGAACCGAGAGGGGAAGCUCUGUCGUUGGAGUUUACGACGACUUGAUCAUCCUCGCCGGAGGCAUGACGGUGCUCAUGACAGGCUACCAGGACGCCGUCGACAGCGUAAUCGCCUACAACACCACCUCGGACAGUUGGCAGAGACUGCCGAUGGCGGCCGCGGAGCUGCCGGAGAGCCGACAGCACUCCUCCGGCACGGUGGUGGACGACACUUUCUACGUUGUGGGCGGAAGACGCUACGGCCAGCUCAACCACCGGGAUACAGUCUUCUCUCUUGACUUGAGAAACAUGACAUCAGGAUGGCAGACUAGCCCCGGACACAUGCCCACUGCGCGAGGGGGUUUGAAUGGUGGUGCUGUGGGAUCCAAGUUCUAUGUCUUCGGCGGCGAGGGCAACGUGAACUCUGUCACCGGUGUCUUUAAUCAGUCGGAGGUUUACAAUGUUGAAACGCAGCAAUGGGCCGAGCUUGAGCUGAUGCCAACUCCUCGUCAUGGAACCCAAGCUGCCGCGGUUGGUGGUCGGGUCUACAUUCCGGGAGGAGGCCUUCAGCAAGAUGGCAAGGCAGUCACUGUGAAUGGAACCACGACCUCUCAGAACCCUACAGCUCACUUUGACGCUUACUGCGCCUAG